Stegostoma tigrinum is the source of this 2764-nucleotide messenger RNA. RefSeq names its product SEC22 homolog A, vesicle trafficking protein (gene sec22a). NCBI's taxonomy places the organism in Eukaryota, Metazoa, Chordata, Chondrichthyes, Orectolobiformes, Stegostomatidae. The transcript has 9 exons. The coding region runs from base 558 to 1469 and encodes 303 amino acids. Gene Ontology annotation, biological process: endoplasmic reticulum to Golgi vesicle-mediated transport. The record is from RefSeq and is a predicted model, not a curated record.
CGCGGGGCGUGUCGGGUGCGCCUGCGUGCUGCUACCGCCUCUUGGUGUCUACUAGACGGGUCGACGACCUGGUCGGGUGAGACCGGCCACCACCCACGACAAACCGUGCAGCCGUCACCCUGGAGAGCGGACUUUGACCGGUCAGCACCGGCUCUGGUCCAUAGCACGAGCGGCUGGAGGAAAGGCCUGUGGCCUGUCUUCUUGGCGACCGGUUACUGAGAAGGUGGUGGUGAGCUGCUUUCUUGAACUGCUGCAGUCCACAUGCUGAGGGUUGACCCACAAUGCCAUUAGGAGGAAAUUGCAGAAUUUUGACCCAGUGACAGUGAAGGAGCAGCAGUAUGUUUCCAGGUUAGGAUGCCCUAAUGAGUGCAAGAUGACAUGCUGUUUAUCAACCUUUAAGUUGUACUACCAUCAAAUGUUUGGGAACACUUUUUCUGCUGUGGAUAUCUCAUUUCAUUGGAUGGUGGAUGAACUGAAAUUUUCAAGACUGAAAUGGAUUUGUUUUAAUUAAGAAAGAGAUGUGAAUCAAAGGCAACCCUUCUGGGAAGUUGUCGGAAAUGUCCAUGGUUCUAUUUGCUUCUGUCGUGCGUAUCAGAGAUGGCCUCCCACUUUCUGCUUCCACAGACUUUGAACACAACAAAGGAGUACAGGAAGUCAAGAAACAUCUUAAAGUGCUUUCAAAAAAGCUAAGCCAUCUGCCUGACCGAUGCACCCUAAAAGGUGUACAGUACAAUAUACAUUUUAUAAGCUCAUUGGGACUGGGGUAUUUGAUGAUCUGUUCUGAGAAUUACCCAAAUGUCCUUGCUUUCUGUUUCUUGGAUGAAUUGCAACGAGAAUUCAUAACGUUGUACGACACAAUGAGGAUAAACAUUGCUGUCAGGCCAUACUCCUUCAUAGAAUUUGAUAAUUUUAUCCAGAAGACCAAGCAGCGGUACAAUAACCCUCGGUCUCUAUCAACAAAAAUAAACCUGGCUGACAUGCAGACAGAGAUCAAGUUGAGGCCGUCCCAUCAGCUAACUAUGCUAGAUGUUGGAACAGUGAAUGGAAACGUGCAUGCACAUUCUGCCCCUUACAAGGGGAUAGCUCCAAAUCAGAGGCUGGAACCAGUAACUCUACCAGGAAUCAUAUCUUGUUUUCUAUGUUUACUGUGUGCAGCUUUAAAUCUAAUCCGCGGGUUUCAUGCAAUGGAAAAUGUGUUUCAGGAUGAUGAGGAGGAAUUCAACAACAUUGCUGUCUUCUUCAUUGGUACUGCUGCAUGUUUGUAUCAGUGUUACCUUCUAGCAUGUUACAGCGGACGGAGGAAUUUGAAAUCUUUUCUGAUGUUUGGUUUAGUCUGCCUGUGCAAUCUGUACCUGCAUGAACUUCGCAACACCUGGCAAAUUCUGUUUCACGUCACAGUGGCUGCAUUUGCUACUCUGCAGACAUGGAUGAGGCAGCCACAGGGAAAGGCACCAGACUAUAACGUGUGACAGUCUGUGACUGCGGGAAGCAGCUGUUUCAAGAGAUUUAUGAUUCCACAGGAAGCACAUGAUAAUGUGGAACAAAUAAUUAGCUUCUUUAUACAAAAAAAGGGACAAGAAAUGGGCCAAAUGGGGGAAAAUAUAUUUGAAUUCUUCAGAAUUGUUGUGACAAACUGAGUGCUGCAAAUCGAAAUUGUGAGGACGAAUUUCCGCUGUCAGCCCAUUCAUGUUCUCAUUGUUGCAAUCUAUGUAUAAAUAGUGACCUGUUUCAGCAUGAAGCUAGAAAAUUGUGGAUAUUAUGUUAAUUCAGUCCAGACAAAGAGCUACUGUGAAACUUCACCUUUCCUUAUACUGAAAUUUAUUUCCAUUCUAUUUUUCCUUUCAGAAGACAUUUAUCAGGGUGUGGCUCUGUUGCCCCUGGCACCUUUGUCGCCUUAACCUUAAUUAAGCAGCCAUUCUUUGUGUGUGUGUGCGUGAGAGAGACGGUCCUGUAAGUGUUACUUUAGAAAGUUGUUCUUUAUGUCCUCCGCUACAGAUGCUAACGCAUAACGAGAGACUGCAGCAUCCUCUGCGGAUGCUGACUCUCUGUUGAGGUGUCUUUGUCCAUUGAAGCUCAUGAUAGGUCCCCAUGCUAACAUUGGCAUGCCCCAGCUGCUAUUAUCCCUCACCCACCCACCAUUUUCCAGCCAACUACCAAGUCCAUUCCUCUUUUUUUUUAAACUUGCUUUCUUUAGUUCUGACCCUUCCUGAAUGUUCCCUAAAUCCACAGUCAGGUAGACCUACUGUCAGGCCUCCUUAUCAGUGCCAGUUUGGAAGGCUGAGAACAUGUGCUUAUUGCACCUCUCAGUUUUUGUUUUGCAUUGACAUGCACUUAAGAUUCUAGCCUUUGUUUCAGGACUUGCCUUUCUGAGUUCAAGAUUUUAAACUUGUGAGCAAUCGCAGAAACAAACCUGCUGUCUCCAGCCCAUGGCACAAUCCCUUCCUACACCUGCACACAGCGCCUCUGUUACUUGUCAGGUUCAAGGUUCGUUCAAUCAGAUUUUGAUAGUUUUGGGAGAGAAUUGGGCUCUUUUGGGAAACAUAUCAUAUAUGCAAAUGUCUGUAUACAGUGUGUGAACAUGUUCCAAACUUUUGUAGAAAAUUGUUAAGAAAUAAAAUAUCUAAGAUAUAUAUUUAGAGAAACUAGUAAUCACCAGAUGUUUUCUCCAGUAAAAAUACAUUGAAGCUAUCUUAUAUACUUGAUGAAGGCUGCAGUAUGGUAAUUCUGAUUAAAUAGCAGUUCUUUUAAAAAAAAAUGAACAAUG